AACCGCUGCCUAGCUGAUAGGUGCAGAGAAGCAGUUAUACAGGGACCAAACAGUGCACUGACUGUAUUUGCUUUUCAGUGACUGGAUCUGCUUCAUCUUAACUGUUAACAGGUCCCAUUUAGGAGAGAAACUCCUGAUCUGUUCAGCAAAAUUUCUGAGAUUGUUCUACUUUUCUACAGUCAUCAUAAUUUCAAUCCUGUAGUUUGCAAAGGGUCUUCAGAUUUUGGCAUUUAUGCUCCAUUUGACUGGGAAGCCUACAAUGAUGGUUUUUAGAGCUAAAUGUAAUUUCUUCUAUUACCAUUGCCCCAUGUAUGCAGUUGGUUGACAAAUGCAGUGCCUGUAUGUUAUGAAUUAUUACAUGCUGGGGUGCCUUUCCUCCUCGGUCUGCAGCUUUAUUCUACUGGAUGCUGAGUGUCACAGCUGGAGGGCAUUAAAAUGAUUCUGGCUCUGUCUUUUCAUUUUUCUUCUUGGAUUGUCCUGCAGAGGUCCUAAGAAAAGUAAAUCUUUUGACAGAGGAGUUCCCCUUUUCAUUUCCUACUCUGCUUUGAGAACCAGACUAUUUGGGGAGCUAGUUUGGGGAUAUACCAACAUGGAUCCGAGCAGCGAUUACCAGUUCCUCAAUGAGAUUCUGGGAAAAACAGUGAAAAUCACCUUGAAAUGUGGCAUCUUCCAGGGAAUAUUGCAGCAUGUGGAUUCCAGCAGAAGUAUCGUUCUGAGCAGAGUGAAGAACUUGGAAACAGGCAGAAGCAUGCCAGGUGUGAAGAUGUUUUUUGGUUAUGAAAUUGUGAAUGUGGAAUUGCUGGAGGAACUGGAACAAGCUGCAACUCCCAUCAGGGACAGUCUAGAUACUGGAGGAACUGGAAUGGAGAGGGGAGAACCAGCAGAGCACAGCCCACAGAGUUCUACUUGCAUUUCCCCAAAGAGCCGGGUCACCACCCUGAGUAACUUAAAAUAUACCCUGGCAGAGGAGGAAGAAGAGGAAAAUAUGGAGUACAUAGUCAUUGAUCAAUUCCAGCAGAAAUUUGGUCCCGCUAUGCUGCACAUCAAAAAACAGUGUGUUUUUGGUGUGGCAGCAGAGGGUGUUAAUCUGUGUCGUCAUGGAAGACUCUGCUGGCUUCAGGUAGCCACGAGGAGUCGGGUUUUUUUAUUUGAUAUUUUCCUUCUGGGGCCUCGAGUUUUCAAAAAUGGACUGCAAAUGGUGCUGGAAGACAAGAACAUUUUGAAAGUCAUCCAUGACUGCCGUUUGAUCUCAGACUGCCUCUCACACCAGUAUGGAGUCAUUCUUUCCAACGUGUUUGAUACACAGGUUGCUGAUGUCCUGCAUUUCUCCAGUAUAACAGGUGGGUUCCUUCCACAUCGGAUCAGCUCCCUACAGGAGUGCUUGAUGCGACACCUCAAGAUGUCCCCCAGAAAGGUGUCCUUCCUGGUGUACAGGCAGCAGGCUGUUCAAGAGACCCCUGAUAUAUGGUUUGUGAGACCUCUUCCACCUUCGCUGCUGAAAGUGUUGGCUCUGGAAACCGUUUACCUUCUACCUCUCCGCUUGUGGCUAAUGGAUGAGAUGAUGUCUGACUUAACAACCUUGGUGGAUGGAUACUUAAAUGCAUAUCGGGAGGGGUCUGCAGAUCUGCUGGGGAGCACAGAGACCUCUUGUAUGGAGCUGCCAGAGGAGCUGCAUCAGCUGGCAGAUUUCCAAAAGUUGCGAAGAGAGACAGCAUUAAAAAAGUACAAGGUAAAUGAGGAGGGUCUCUUGAUCAGACCACCUCUGGAAUCCAAAGGAAAGAAGGCAGUGGAGGUGGAAGAAAAACAAGGAGAGGAUAGUGGUUGGCUUUCUUCUAAUGGAGCAGCCUUACAAAAGACAUCCUUCCAUCCCCAAGAUCCACUUCAUCAAAAUUAUGAUGAGCAAAAGCAAGUGGUAGAUCACUGGGAAAAUAAAAAGUCUAUAAUUGGCUGUAAAAAUCCACCCUUGGAAAUGGAGGCAGGAGCAAGAGACUUGAUCAGCUGGAACUCUGUAUCAGAGAACAACAAAGCAACGGGGAAGGGAUUCUCUCCAAUGCAGAAACCUCACACACAGGCUGCUCGAUCUUUAAAAGAAGAGAUAAGUCUAUUGUUCAUGGGAAACAAGGAUGAAGACUUACUUUGUGCAAAGCAAAGCGCCAUUGUGUCUGCCUAUACCCCUCCAAAAAUUAGCCGUUCUUUUCAAGAUUCAUUCCAGGUUCCACGGCAGCCCUCGCUUUCUGUACUGCCUCCUUGCCCAGUCCUAGAGACUCUUGGUUUGUGGCAGAACCCAUCUUCGAAGAUGACCCAGACCCACAUUUCCCAUUUCCCAGUAAGGCCAGAAGGGGAAAGGAAUUCCGCUGUUCGCUUUGCCUUCCCUUCAGGUCUCAGCUCCCGGAUGCCGGCACCAAGCCCUGCAGGAAAAUAGCAGAAUUAUUUUUAUUACUCUUUCAAAAAAAGAAAAUAUAAUUGUCUCCACUGUCCUGUCUGUACAAGUGUCUUCGAGAAUUUUUAGGUAUUGGAGAAAAAUAUUUCAUUUCUAUGUUCCCCACUGGUUGAAAUAGUUCUACAGAACUUUCACCCAGUUCUAGCAAAGUUUUUGUAGUGCAGACGAGGCCCUACUGUGGAUAUAGCUUGCUGGUAUAGUUUAUAUCAGUUCCCUGAACAAAAUAAGCUAUAAUAGCAAAAGCACUCUUGCGCAGGUAUAACUGCAUUUUACAUAGGACUUUUGCUGGUAUAAAAAAAUCACAUCCCUAAAUGACAUUACUAUAUCUGCAAAAGUUUCUAGUGUAGACCUGGCCUCAGUGUGACAACACUAAUGUAGAUUCAGCUCCAUCAUUUUCACAAACUGCUAAAGUAACUGAGCUGUGUAGCAUGGGAUUGUUCAAGAUUGUCCAUGAUUUGGUAAAUACAUAUAUUUAAGUAUUGCAUGGUCAGCACUUUUGAUAUUUUGGAAAAGAAAAUCACCUCAUUCUGUUGGGAGUGGGGGGAGAAAUGAGAAGGUUGUGUUGUGAAGUUUUGUGGCUGGUUGUCUCCAGUAAGAUUUCACUGAGCACUAACAGUGUACAUAACAGGAAGGAGGUGUGGUUCUCUGUCCCAAGAAGAUUGCAAUCUUUGGUCCCCUCAUUCUUAGAUUGCAGAGUUACAUUCAUGAAAUGUGAGUCUGUUUCACUAUCAUAUGGAAUCCAGGGUUGGUGCUUUUGAAUGUAUAAAAAUACUUGUUUGAGUUGUGUUGACUGGGACACAAACUGUUGAGUCAUUGAUUUCCAGUUGUCAGCCUGUGAUGUAUAUGUGCAUUUUUGAAGUAUUAUUGCCAGGGAAAACAAACUCCAUAUAUUUUUACAAACAAUACUAAACUAGCAGUUCCCAAAUAGGACUUUCUUUUGGUACUGGCUUACUUUUUUUCAUUGUUGUGUGGAAGGUGUUUCAGAGGUGGAUUAUGCUCCCUAUAUCAGUGCAUUUUGGGGCUAAAGAGAGACAAGCUUCCACAAGUUCUCUGAAACAUUUACAGUGCUCUGAAUUUAAGAAAAAAAAUCCAGGGUCUGCAGUCAUGGUUUAAAUAGAAAAAUAAAAUCAGUUUGAAACAAGCUUCUCAAUUUUUUUAGUUUUUUAAACUUAAACUCAAGGCUCUGAAAACCAGACACUACAGAGUUAAGGUGAACACCCACCUAACCUUAACUCUGCCCUCUGGAGCUGGCAAUGGGAAUAAUCUGUGUGUGCUCAAGCUCUGUUCAUUAUAUUAUAAGUUGCUGUAUUGAAUAAUGGAGGGAUGAGUUGGAGAAGUUUGGCUGAGCUGUGAGAUGAGGCAACCUGGGGGGGGGGUCCUUCCUCUCUGAGGGGGUUUCCUGAGUGCUCUGCCUGACCCUUGCCCCAUGUGUGUGAUAAAUGCAUAAUUCCCCUGCGGGUUGCAGUUUAGCAUCUCUAGAAUGGUGGCAGUUAUUCAAGCACAUACUAGCUUGCAUAACAGUAGCAGUGAAGCUUCAGCAGCAAAGGCUCUACAGCCCUGUCUGAGACCCUGGAUACGUACUUGAGAAUCUAGCUUGUGCUGCCACCCCUGCUAGGGUGGCUUCACUGCUAUUGGUAUUUGAGCUAACUAAAUCAAAGCUAACUUGGGUAUGUCAACUCAUUCUUCAGUCACACCUGUUUGCAGUUGUCAUAAACAUACAGCUAAGAGUAACCUAGAAUUCCUCCUUACCUGUAAGGGGUUAAAAAGCUCAAAUAGCCUGGUUGGCACCUGACCAACAGGACCAAUGGGGAAAGAAGAUACUUUCAAAUCUUGGGAGAGGGGAAGGUUUUGUUUGAGCUCUUUGUUUUGUGUGGGGGUUCUCUCUUGGGACUGAGAGGGGUCAGACAGAAAUCCAUCUUCUCCAACCCAUCCCAAUCCAAGUCUCCAAUGUUGCAACCAAUAUAGGUAAACCAGGCAAGGUGAAUUAGUUUAUCUUUUGUUUUUCUUGUGAAUUUUCCCUGUGCUAAGAGGGAGGUUUAUUCCUGUUUUCUGUAACUUUAAGGUUUUGCCCAGAGGGGGAUCCUCUGUGUUUUGAAUCUGAAUACCCUGUAAAGUAUUUUCCAUUCUGAUU
Caretta caretta (loggerhead turtle) is the source of this 4571-nucleotide messenger RNA. It is a transcript of the gene EXD1, whose product is annotated as exonuclease 3'-5' domain containing 1. Gene Ontology annotation, biological process: piRNA processing; nucleobase-containing compound metabolic process. Lineage: Eukaryota; Metazoa; Chordata; Testudines; Cheloniidae. The record is from RefSeq and is a predicted model, not a curated record. Gene Ontology annotation, cellular component: PET complex. Gene Ontology annotation, molecular function: 3'-5' exonuclease activity; nucleic acid binding.